AUUACCACUUUAUGUUUCAGAAUGUGCCCAUUUACUUUUGGCUCACAAUGCUCCAGUAAAAGUGAAAAAUGCUCAGGGAUGGAGCCCGCUGGCGGAAGCCAUCAGCUAUGGAGAUAGACAGAUGAUUACUGCUCUUUUAAGGAAGCUUAAACAGCAAUCCAGGGAAAGUGUUGAAGAAAAACGACCUCGAUUAUUAAAAGCCCUGAAAGAGCUAGGUGACUUUUAUCUAGAACUUCACUGGGAUUUUCAAAGCUGGGUGCCUUUACUUUCCCGAAUUCUGCCUUCCGAUGCAUGUAAAAUAUACAAACAAGGUAUCAAUAUCAGGCUUGACACUACUCUCAUUGACUUUACUGACAUGAAGUGCCAACGAGGGGAUUUAAGCUUCAUUUUCAAUGGGGAUGCAGCACCCUCUGAAUCUUUUGUAGUAUUAGACAAUGAACAAAAAGUUUAUCAGCGAAUACACCAUGAGGAAUCAGAGAUGGAAACAGAAGAGGAGGUUGACAUUUUAAUGAGUAGUGAUAUUUACUCUGCAACUCUAUCAACCAAAUCAAUUUCUUUCACACGUGCCCAAACAGGAUGGCUUUUUCGGGAAGAUAAAACAGAAAGAGUAGGAAACUUUUUGGCAGACUUUUAUUUGGUGAAUGGACUUGUUUUAGAAUCAAGAAAAAGAAGAGAACAUCUCAGUGAAGAAGAUAUUCUUCGAAAUAAGGCCAUUAUGGAGAGUCUUAGUAAAGGUGGAAACAUAAUGGAACAAAAUUUUGAGCCGGUUCGAAGACAGUCCCUUACCCCUCCUCCUCAGAACACUAUUACAUGGGAAGAAUAUAUAUCUGCUGAAAAUGGAAAAGCUCCUCAUCUCGGUAGAGAACUGGUGUGCAAAGAGAAUAAGAAAACAUUUAAAGCCACAAUAGCCAUGAGCCAGGAAUUUCCCUUGGGAAUUCAGUCAAUAUUGAAUGUUUUGGAAGUAAUAGCUCCCUUCAAGCACUUUAACAAGCUUAGAGAAUUUGUUCAAAUGAAGCUUCCUCCAGGCUUUCCUGUAAAACUAGAUAUACCUGUAUUUCCUACGAUCACAGCCACUGUGACUUUUCAGGAAUUCAGAUAUGAUGAGUUUGACGGCUCCAUCUUUACUAUACCUGACGACUACAAGGAAGACCCGAGCCGUUUUCCUGAUCUCUAAUGACGCGAGCAUGACGCCAUCUCACCAAGGAAAGCAAGAGCGUGCAGAGACCCCACAGGGAGGCGCAGUAGGAGGGACAGAUGCUUUCAGUGAAGAAAAGGGAAUUUCAUAGAACUGACACAUCAGUGAUAUGACAUAAUGAAAUGGGCCUCUAAUAAGUUUCCUGAUGUGCCAUUUUCAGUCUUUUUAAAUAUAUACAUAUUAUAGUGUAAUAGUUUGACACCUUAAUGACCCUAAGUACUUCUUAUGUAAAACAGCUAUGAGUGCUGUGAUUUGUUUUUAAAAAUUUUUACACUUCUUGUUGAAAUAUAUAUGCAUAUAUAUCUAUAUCUAUAUCUAUAGUUAUAUCUAAAACACUCCUGGACCAGUAACAUAAAUUAAAUGUCUUAAGAGAUAUGAAGCCCUUUACAGUUGUCAUCUUAUAUUCACACACUGACCACCAGGAGACAAACGCUCAACGCAGGAGCUGCUCCUGGUGGUCAGUGCGCUCCCACAGCCAACCUCCUACGGCCGGCCAAGGUGACAUUUAUAAAUAUUCCUUCCAACUUUGUUUCCAUAAAAUGUAAACUAUGUAACUUUAUGUAUAGUUCAGUAAUUUGAAUGUUUGUUCAAUAUGAUGAACUAGAAAGGAAUGCAGUUUUCUGUAGAUGAAUGAACCAAAUGGUAACCAUUAAACAAUUGCAUUUAUAUGUUGCAAUACAUUUCAGAAGGAGCAUUCACUCUGCAGGGAAUAAGGUACCUCCUUUAGCACCUUAGUGCAAUUCAUUGUGGUGCUAUUUGUUUUUACCUGAAUUCUUUCUUCAAUGGUAAAUGUUUGUUACUAAUCUUCCUUUCAUAGAACCUCUAUUUUUUUUUUUCUAAACUUGAGUUUUAAAGCCUUUUUUGUGUUCAUAAUAGGAUAUGACUAGCAUGUUUAAGGAUAGUCCUCUUCCAAAUCUCAGCACUUUAAAAAUAUUCCAAAAUUUUAAACUUGCUUCCUAAUAACUGCACAUCAUUCUGAUUAUUUUGUUUGUUUUUAGUGUUCAUGUCAGUUUUAAACAACUCACAUUUUGGACUCCCUACAUAUUUAAUGCUUUCAAAGUAAGGUAAAAACAUUUUAUAUGCUAACAGAAUAUAUUUGUUAUAAGUUAAAUUCCAAAAAUGUACACAAGAUUGAUAAUUCCUACUGUUUAUUUUUUUAAGUCACAAGAAAAUAUUUAUUGGUUUUAAUUAUCUUCAAAGUGUUAAAAAAAUCAUGCAUUACUCAUUUUCGCACUUAAAAUUUUUCAUGUUUAUUCCAAGAUGGUUUGAUGGUCCAAGAAUGAAAAUAAAUUAGGGAGAAUAAGGUAUAACAGACAUAAUAUGUUAUGUUGUAUUUAAGAAAUUAGCUAAAGAAAUGCUUUUUAAAUGUAUCCUGAUGAAUGUGUGAGAAUGCAUUGUCAGGUUUUUUAGAGUGACCCGUAAUUUAAACAUUUUCAAGAAUUUUAAUUAAUUUGAAUGAGUUUAGAAACCUUUAUUGAAAAGAUGAUUAUUUACAAAUCCAAAGCAUCAAUCAUAAGAAAAUUUUUAUAAUAAACAUCUUUAAAGCUGCAUCUUUCAUGCUGAUAACAUAAUUGCAUAUGUUGACAUUUUAUUAAAUACAUUUUAUAAUAAAGAAAAAUAAUCAUAGUUAAAAAUUCAAAGGCCAAUUACUACCUGGUGUGGGUCUGUUGAAUUUUGUGAGAAGAGUUGGAAACCCAGACUAGGUUUAUUAAAUACAAGUUGAUCCCAAUUAUUUUGGGAAUCCUUAUAGAUCAAGUGACUUAGAAAUUGAAUUAUCUUGUCAGUAAUUAUGUGAGGUUUGAGACACUGAAUGGUAGUUAUCACUGUUGCUUUUAGGCUCCCUUACUCUUUGGGAAUAUGUUAUAUUUUCAGGAUUAUACUAUAGAUUUUUCACAAGUACAGACAAUUUAGUGGGGGAAAAAAACAUGGAAAAUUGCAACUUGGAACUUAACAAUUUCCUAAAAGCUGUGAAUAUUUUGCUGGGGUACACUGGAGGUAGGAAGACUACUGAAAACUUUUGCACUUGGAUUUUGUUUUUAACUCUUAACUUUUUCUUUCAUAAAGGAUAGUAGAAAGAGAUGAUCCAUUCCAAAUGUCUUUUAUUUGAUUAUAAAGGACAAGCAAAUGUCAGUAUCUCUUAUAAUGGUGAAAACAAGGAGUUAUUAAUGCAAAUAAACUUUUCACAUUAAACUUUUCAAAAUGUG
This is a messenger RNA of Myotis lucifugus (little brown bat), 3399 nucleotides long. It is a transcript of the gene ANKRD13C, whose product is annotated as ankyrin repeat domain 13C. The record is from RefSeq and is a predicted model, not a curated record. Bases 122 to 1174 code for a protein of 350 amino acids. Gene Ontology annotation, cellular component: cytoplasm. The transcript has 11 exons. Lineage: Eukaryota; Metazoa; Chordata; Mammalia; Chiroptera; Vespertilionidae.